Messenger RNA from Manis pentadactyla (Chinese pangolin), 1949 nucleotides. RefSeq names its product TIA1 cytotoxic granule associated RNA binding protein like 1 (gene TIAL1). The record is from RefSeq and is a predicted model, not a curated record. The transcript has 13 exons. Gene Ontology annotation, cellular component: cytosol. NCBI's taxonomy places the organism in Eukaryota, Metazoa, Chordata, Mammalia, Pholidota, Manidae. Gene Ontology annotation, molecular function: mRNA binding; DNA binding. The coding region runs from base 452 to 1699 and encodes 415 amino acids.
GCUUCACAGCGGUUCUCUUUUCAUUCGACCUCUUCUUGUUCUGGCUGGGCUUGGGUCGGGCAGCAGGCGCACAGCGACGACGUGAUCCGCCGUGACCAGGCGCAGGGCUUCCUUAGCGGCCUAUUCCCCCCCGCCCCUCUCAGUUAUCCCCUUCACAGGCCGCCGUCGCCGCUGGCCAGAGCGGUGACCUGGCGGGCCGCGCCUGCGCUCUUCCCGUUUCCUGCCUGGCUGGUGGCGGUGGCCAUUUUGUUCAUCCUCCUCCUCCUCUCGCUCCUCCUGGUUGGAGCGCAGUGUCCGGAGCGGGCUGGGGGGAGAGAGCCCGAGAGCAGGGUUCGGUACCUUUUCCUCUGUCCCCAGCCGGUGCCCGGAGCCCCCCCCCUUUCCUCCCCGCCCCCUCCCCUCCCCAGCCCUGCCCUCCCCCUUGUCCCGGGAUCGCUCCGUCGCACCCACCAUGAUGGAAGACGACGGACAGCCCCGGACUCUACAAGAACUGCUACAUCUUCCUAGGUCUUACCCUCUGCAGCACUUAGUUCACUGCCUGGAACAUAAGAGAUAUGUAGGUAACCUCUCCAGAGAUGUGACAGAAGUCCUUAUACUACAGUUAUUCAGUCAGAUUGGACCUUGUAAAAGCUGUAAAAUGAUAACAGAGCAACCCGAUAGCAGAAGGGUCAACUCUUCUGUUGGAUUUUCUGUUUUGCAGCAUACAAGCAAUGACCCAUAUUGCUUUGUGGAAUUUUAUGAACACAGAGAUGCAGCUGCUGCAUUAGCUGCUAUGAAUGGGAGAAAAAUUUUGGGAAAGGAGGUCAAAGUAAACUGGGCAACAACACCAAGUAGCCAGAAAAAAGAUACUUCCAAUCACUUCCAUGUGUUUGUUGGGGAUUUGAGUCCAGAAAUUACAACAGAAGAUAUCAAAUCAGCAUUUGCCCCCUUUGGUAAAAUAUCGGAUGCCCGAGUAGUUAAAGACAUGGCAACUGGAAAAUCCAAAGGCUAUGGUUUUGUAUCUUUUUAUAACAAACUGGAUGCAGAAAAUGCAAUUGUGCAUAUGGGAGGUCAGUGGUUGGGUGGUCGUCAAAUCAGAACCAACUGGGCCACUCGUAAACCACCUGCACCUAAAAGUACACAAGAAAAUAACACUAAGCAGUUGAGAUUUGAAGAUGUAGUAAACCAGUCAAGUCCAAAAAAUUGUACUGUGUACUGUGGUGGAAUUGCUUCUGGGUUAACAGAUCAGCUUAUGAGACAGACAUUCUCACCAUUUGGACAAAUUAUGGAAAUAAGAGUUUUUCCAGAGAAGGGCUAUUCAUUUGUCAGAUUUUCAACCCAUGAAAGUGCUGCCCAUGCCAUUGUUUCAGUGAAUGGCACUACGAUCGAAGGACAUGUGGUUAAAUGCUAUUGGGGUAAAGAAUCUCCUGAUAUGACUAAAAACUUCCAACAGGUCGACUAUAGUCAGUGGGGCCAGUGGAGCCAAGUUUAUGGAAACCCACAACAGUAUGGACAGUAUAUGGCCAAUGGGUGGCAAGUACCGCCUUAUGGAGUAUAUGGGCAACCAUGGAAUCAACAAGGAUUUGGAGUAGAUCAAUCACCUUCUGCUGCUUGGAUGGGCGGAUUUGGUGCUCAGCCUCCCCAGGGACAAGCUCCUCCCCCUGUAAUACCUCCUCCUAACCAAGCUGGAUAUGGUAUGGCAAGUUACCAAACACAGUGAGCUGGGACUCUAAACAAAAUUGUAAUUCAUGAUAGCUUCAGUUUCCUGUGACACUCUGAAGACAUGAAAGUAGACAUCGGAAAAUGAAAAUAUUUAUUUUAAAAAUUGAAAUGUUUGGAACCUUUAGCACAGCUUUGCUUUGGUGAAGGACACAUGUCUUCUAGUUCUGCCUUUUUAAGUUUUGUUCAUGAUGGAUAUGAACAUGAUUUUUCUUUGUGUACAAAAACUAAAAUAAAGUCAAUAAAGACAA